AUGGAUUUCGAGGUCAUUGAGAGACUCCAAAGUAUCUCACUCACUGAGACAGAGGGCAAGGCGAUUGGUUUGAAUCCCAGUCGUAGAACACAGACACUGGACGACUACUCUCUCAGCUUUGUUGGUCGCUUUCUUACAACGAGAGACGUCAACCAUAGGGCUGCGAAGAACCUGCUGUGCUCCGCAUGGAAACUCGGUAACGAUCUCCAGAUUGUUGAUGUUGGUGAGGCAUUAUACUUAUUCCGCUUUAAACUUGAAAGCCAACUCCAGUGUGUGCAGGAUAGUGGCCCUUGGAGUUUCGAUAAUCACCUUCUGGUGACGCGGAGAUGGGAAAUCGGUAUGGCAGCGCACAACAUUGUUUUUACGCAUGUCCCAUUAUGGGUCCAAGUUUGGGGUUUACCCUUCGAUCUCAUGACAGAAGAAACUGCUAGGGACAUUGGGUCAAAACUUGGGACUGUGCUUAUGGUAGAUAGCAAGCCGUUUGAGUCUGAUCAAGCAAGGUUCCUAUGCAUCCGUAUCAGCAUUCCCCUCAAACCAACCGCUCCGGCGGGGAAGUCCAGUCACUAA
Molecule: messenger RNA, 567 nt
Organism: Quercus lobata
Lineage: Eukaryota; Viridiplantae; Streptophyta; Magnoliopsida; Fagales; Fagaceae
Exons: 1
Coding region: 1-567 (188 amino acids)
Source: RefSeq, a predicted model, not a curated record